GGCCGGGCCAUGGGCGCCGGGGGCAGAGGCGGCAGCGGCCGCGGAGGCGGCAGAGGCUGCCCGGGCGGCGGCGGGGGCUGGCGGCGCGGGACGCGGGCCGGGUAGCGCUGGGCCGAGCGCGGAGCCAUGGGCCGGGCUGGCACCGGGACCGGGGGCGAGGCAGUGGCCGCGGUGGUGGCGGGGCCGCUGCUGCUGCUGCUGCUCGCCCGGCCCCCGCCUGCCUCCGCCCGCGACAGCGGGAAGAGCGAGGUGGGGCUGGUGUCCGAGCACUUCUCGCAGGCCCCGCAGAGGCUGUCCUUCUACAGCUGGUACGGCAGUGCCAGGCUCUUCCGCUUCCGCGUGCCCCCGGACACUGUGCUUCUGCGCUGGCUGCUGCAGGUCUCCCGGGAGGGCGGCACCGCCUGCACCGACGCAGAGAUCACCGUGCACUUCCGUUCCGGCGCUCCUCCCGUCAUCAACCCACUGGGCACCAGCUUCCCAGAUGACACCUCGGUGCAGCCCUCCUUCCAGGUCAGGGUGCCGCUGAGCGCUGCACCGCUAAGCAAUGCCUCUGUCAACGUUUCCCACCCAGCCCCCGGGGACUGGUUCGUGGCCGCCCACCUGCCCCCGUCAUCCCAGAAGAUCGAGUUGAAGGGCUUGGCUCCCACCUGUGCCUACGUCUUCCAGCCUGACCUGCUGGUCACACGGGUGGUCGAGAUUUCAGUCAUGGAGCCGGAUGUGCCCGUUCCACACACUCUCCUCUCCCACCCCAGCUACCUCAAGGUCUUUGUCCCCGAUUACACGCGGGAGCUUCUGCUGGAGCUGCGGGACUGUGUGUCCAGCGGGAGCCUGGGUUGCCCUGUGCGUCUCACCGUGGGCCCGGUCACCCUGCCUAGCAACUUCCAGAAGGUGCUCACCUGCACCAGUGCCCCCUGGCCCUGUCGCCUGCUGCUGCCCUCACCGCCUUGGGACCGGUGGCUGCAAGUGACAGCUGAGAGCCUGGUGGGGCCCCUCGGGACAGUGACUUUCAGUGCUGUAGCUGCCCUCACAGCUUGCAGGCCACAGAGUGUAGCCAUCCAGCCCCUUUUGCAGAGCAGCCAAAACCAGAGCUUCAAUGCCUCCACUGGUCUGCCCUCCCUGAGCCCCGACCACCAGGAUCUGGGCAGGAGUGGCAGCGUGGGCCGCAGCCCCUUCUGCCUCACAAACUACCCAGUCAUGCGGGAGGACGUGGACGUGGUGUCCGUGCACUUCCAGCUCCUGGACAGGGUCUCGGUGAGGGUGUGUCCAAACACACCGUCCAUGAUGCGACUGCGCCUGAACACCGGCAUGGACAGCGGGGGCUCCCUCACCAUCUCCCUGCAGGCCAACAAGACAGAGAUGCAGAAUGAGACCGUCAUAGUGGCCUGUGUGAAUGCUGCCUCACCCUUCCUUGGCUUCAACAGUUCGCUCAACUGCACCACAGGUAUGAUGGGCAGGCGUCACCAUCAGCGUGGCCCCUGCCAGCUCCCGACCCGGCCUCCUCUGAUGGGGCCCUCUGGCUCCCCUGCAGCCUUCUUCCAGGGCUACCCCUUGUCUCUGAGCGCCUGGUCUCUCAGGGCCAACCUCAUCAUCCCCUACCCAGAGACAGACAACUGGUACCUCUCUCUGCAGCUCAUGUGCCCUGAGAACGCUGAGGAGUGUGAGCAGGCUGUGGUCCAUGUGGAGACCACCUUGUACCUGGUGCCCUGUUUGAACGAUUGUGGACCCUACGGCCAGUGCCUCCUGCUCCGCAGACACAGCUACCUGUAUGCCGGCUGCAGCUGCAAGGCAGGCUGGCGUGGGUGGAGCUGCACGGACAACAGCACAGCCCAGACGGUGGCCCAGCAGAGGGCAGCCGCACUGCUGCUCACGCUCAGCAACCUCAUGUUCCUGGCCCCCAUCACCGUCUCAGUGCAGCGAUUCUUCCUGGUUGAGGCCUCCGUCUACGCCUACACCAUGUUCUUCUCCACGUUCUACCACGCCUGCGACCAGCCCGGGGAGGCGGUGCUGUGUAUCCUCAACUACGACACGCUGCAGUACUGCGACUUCCUGGGCUCCGGGGCGGCCAUCUGGGUCACCAUCCUGUGCAUGGCGCGGCUCAAGGCAGUCCUGAAAUACGUGCUGUUUCUUCUGGGCACACUGGUCAUCGCCAUGUCCUUGCAGCUGGACCGCAGGGGCAUCUGGAACAUGCUGGGGCCCUGCCUCUUUGCCUUCGUGAUCAUGGCCUCCACGUGGACCUACCGCUGCGGGCACCGGCGCCAGUGCUACCCCACCUCGUGGCAGCGCUGGGCCUUCUACCUCCUGCCCGGCAUCUCCAUGGCGUCCGUGGGCGUUGCCAUCUAUACCUCCAUGAUGACCAGCGACAACUACUACUACACCCACAGCAUCUGGCACGUCCUGCUGGCCGGGAGCGCAGCCUUGCUGCUGCCGCCACCUGAUGAGCACGCUGAGCCCUGGGCCUGCUCGCAGAAAUUCCCCUGCCACUAUCAGAUCUGCAAGAACGAUCGGGAGGAACUGUACACCGUGACGUGACACCAGCCUGGGGACAGCUGCUGCUCUGAUGACCUCUUCAGCCAGGAGCUGCAUCGAGGGGGAGGCACGUGGUUCAGCCCUGGACAGAUUGAUUUCCAGCUGAAUAAAAUUGGCCUGGGUACCCUCUCACUUCCUCCUACUGAGGAGAGGGCCACCCCUCCUCACACGCACCUCUCCCCGCCAGCUGCCUGCUGGCUGAGGUCCCUCUGCAGAUCCCAGCUGCUGUCUGCAGUGGCCCCUGGGGCCUGGGCUUGGUUACCUGGAGACCACAGGUGCCUGUGCGAGGAUGGGGCUGUGUGCUCCGCUGGCCUGCGGGUGGCUAGAGAUGGGGUGAAGGACUCCCUAUGGUCCUGUUCCCUGGUGAGGCUGUGGUAAGAGACCCAUGGAGCCCAGGAACCCUGAGCCCACCACUGGAGCUGGGAGCUGUGAACUCUGAGACCCCUGCUCCUGGCCCCUAUGUGGCCCUGAUGCCAGCCUGCCUGAGGCAUGGAGGAUCCCCCUCUGCUGCUGUGGUCAUCAUAGGGACUGGACACUAAGGUCUCCACCAAAGCUGAUGGGCGCUGGGGAUGCAGGCUUCCGCCCCGCCUUUCCCUUUUUCUUGGCUCUGAAGCCUUGGGUCCCUGAGAAGAGUCUCCUGGGACUGGUGUGCUCUGCUGCUCUGGGGAUUUGGCCCACAAGGAACCCCUACGCAGCCCAGUCCACCCACCCCAGCGUUCCUGGGCCUCCCUCUGGGAGCUUUCUCUGGGUCCCAGGAGCUGUGGUGGUGUCUGCCCCCUGCACUGGGCUGUCUGUGCCCUGCGGGUGUUCAGGAGACUGGGCUGUCUCUGCUCCUCAUGCAAGCCUUGUGGGGGAAGCAAUGACUAGGAGCAGCACCUGGCCCCUCCCUGAGGCCUGUGAGUGUUGGAUCCACCCUGGGGAAGUGGACGGCUGAGACCCGGGUGGGGUCCUCCUACACUUGGCUCUGGGGGCUUCCUUUCUGGGUCUUGUCCGGGGUGUGGCUUUCCUGAGGGUCUUACCUCCCCCAGCCACCCUGCCUUUGACCACCAAAGCAAUCUCUAAGCUUAUAAAAGAGAAAUAUGUAUAUAUGGGGUGUUUUGGAGUAAAAGGAAAUUCUAAGACAUUAAGACAUAUUUUUAUGUAGAUCUGAUUUAUCUGUGAUUGGUGAAUUUAAUAUUCUACAGUGAUUUUUCAAACUAAA
This is a messenger RNA of Cercocebus atys (sooty mangabey), 3727 nucleotides long. RefSeq names its product transmembrane protein 8A (gene PGAP6). Gene Ontology annotation, cellular component: plasma membrane. NCBI's taxonomy places the organism in Eukaryota, Metazoa, Chordata, Mammalia, Primates, Cercopithecidae. Bases 127 to 2529 code for a protein of 800 amino acids. The record is from RefSeq and is a predicted model, not a curated record. The transcript is spliced from 12 exons.